AUGACAACAGUUUAUGCUAGAUGUAGUGUAAUAGAAAGACUUGAAUUAUGGGAAAAUUUGGAGAAUGUUAUUGAAGACAAUCACUUGCCUUGGGUGGUGGGUGGGGAUUUUAAUGUGAUAAGAAAUGAAGAGGUAAAGUUUGGAGGGCUACCAGUGUCAAAUUUAGAGACUAUUGAUUUUGAGCAAUGUUUGAGUAGUUGUGCACUUGAGGAGAUAAAAUUCAAUGGGAGUAAAUAUACAUGGUGGAAUGGAAGAAUAGGGGAGACUUGCAUAUUUAAAAGAUUGGACAUAAUAAUGGGCAAUCAAAAGUUUUUUGAGUUACUUCCAGCUUUAGAAGAAACACACCUGUUGAGACAAGGAUCAGAUCAUGCACCUUUACUGGUUAAAUGCAACACAAAUAGUGAACCAAUGAUUAAGCCUUUCAAAUUUUUGAAUUUUUGGACAAAACACAAAGAUUUCAAGAAAAUUGUAGAGGAUAAUUGGAAGAUUGAUUUUGUAGGGUCCUCAUUUACAGAGGUACAAACAAAGAUGAAAAAAGUAAAGGCUGCUCUGACAGAAUGGAGCAAAAACGAAUAUGGGAAUAUUUUUCAUGAAAUUGCUACAUUAGAGGAUAUUAUUCAGACCAAAGAAGCUCAACUGGAGGUUAGGCUUGAUGAGAAUUCAAGGGAAAAAUUGAAGAAGGCAGAGGCAAAACUUAUUAGAUUCUUAAAUCUUGAGGAAAAAUUUUGGAAGCAGAAGUCAGGAUUGAGAUGGUUCAAGGAUGGGGACAGAAAUACAAAAUUCUUCCACUCUUAUGUGAAAGACAGAAAGAGGAGGAUGAAUAUAAAGGAGAUCCACACUGAUCAAAGAGAUAUCAUUAGUGGUACACAGAACAUUGUGAAAGAAGCUGUCAAAGUUUUUAAGGGGCAAUUCAAUGAGGUGAGGGGAGACAGAGAUUACAGCAUGCUGGAGAAUAUUCCUUCUUUGAUCACACAAGAGGACAAUGACAGUAUCAGUAAACCACCAACAGAGAAUGCAGUAAAGAUAGUGGUGAAUGCUUUAAAUGGAAACAACACUAGUGGACCUGAUAGCUUUUCUAGAUUGCUCUUUCAGACAUGUUGGGACAUCUUAGGCAAGGAUAUCACUAGAAUGGUGCAGACAUUCUUUGCUGGACAAGAGUUGCUAAGGUUUUUCAAAUCCACUAGGGGAUUGAAACAAGGAGACCCAUUAUCUCCCACUCUGUUCAUCAUUGCUGCUGAAGUUUUAGCAAGGGGUCUGAAUAAACUGCAUAAGGAUUUAGAUUACAGAGGAUAUGGUAUCCCCAAGUGGAGCCCAAACAUAAAUCAUCUGUCAUAUGCUGACGACACUAUUUUAUUUUGUUCUGGGCAUCAUAGAUCUAUAAAAAAGAUGAUGAAGGUGCUAAGAGAAUAUGAAUAUGUCUCUGGCCAACUGAUCAAUUUAUCUAAAAGUUUUAUAUAUCUUCAUGAGAAAGUGCCUAUUGCAGAUUGCUCAAGAAUAAGGAAAUUGACAGGAAUAGGUCAGGGAUCUUUUCCUUUCACUUAUUUGGGAUGUCCUAUAUUUUAUGGGAGAAGAAGAUCAGAUCAUUUUGAGGAGCUGCUGAAGAAAGUGAGAAAGAGAAUAUUAUUGUGGCAGAACAAACUACUUUCUUUUGGGGAAAGAUACAUCUCGGUAGCUCAUGUGCUCCAAUCAAUGCCUGUAUAUCUUUUAACUGCAAUGAAUCCACCUAAAGGGAUUAUUAAACAAUUACAUAUGAUAUUUGCAAAAUUUUAUUGGAGCAACAUUGCAGGUACAAGAAGUAAGCAUUGGGUAGCAUGA
Molecule: messenger RNA, 1815 nt
Organism: Solanum stenotomum
Lineage: Eukaryota; Viridiplantae; Streptophyta; Magnoliopsida; Solanales; Solanaceae
Exons: 2
Coding region: 1-1815 (604 amino acids)
Source: RefSeq, a predicted model, not a curated record